Molecule: messenger RNA, 2148 nt
Organism: Didymodactylos carnosus
Lineage: Eukaryota; Metazoa; Rotifera; Eurotatoria; Philodinida; Philodinidae
Source: the annotation of a GenBank genome assembly
AUGAUCAGUUUUAAUACUCGGAAUGAUAUCAUUCCGUAUCGUCUUUAUUCAAAUCGUGACUUUAGUUUACUGCCAAAUGAACCAAUUUCGCAGUUGUUAUCAACAACAUUUGCUACAUAUACGGGACCUGAUGUGGGUUUUAUUGAUAUUGCUCCACAUCAAAAACGUGGCAUAUUAAAAGUAGAUAAUACGAAGAAAAUUGCUGGCCACAAUAAUUGGCAAUUACCUAUUCCCCGUGCUUACGGUGUCUCAACAUCAUUAUACGAUCAAAAUCCAAUCACAAAAGAAUUGAACGGAGAGCCUAUAGCUGAUUGUUUUGCAAUAUGUGCACGAGAAAACAAUUGUAUCUUGUGUAUAGCAGAUGGUGUUAAUUGGGGUUAUAAACCUCGAUUAGCCGCGCGAUGUGCUGUCAAUGGAGCAAUGACGUAUUUAAAUCAAAAAUUGUACACAGAACAAAUUCAAACAACAGAAGAUAUAUUUACUCUAAUGAAAAAAGCCAUUGAUUCCGCUCAGAGAUUAAUUAUAGAUCGUGAAGGUUCAUUGACAACAUUGUGUAUAUCUGUUGUAUGUCAAACGCGUCACAAUUCCAAUCGAUUCUUUGUUUGCACCGUUAGUGUGGGUGAUUCAAAUUCGUAUGUAUAUAGUAAAAAACAUGGUGUUUUAGAACUGACCGAAGGUACACAUGAUAUUAACAAUGAACGAGAUAUGCGUCACACUGGUGGUGCAUUAGGUUUUGCUCUUGAUGAUAAAGCUGAUUUAUCAAAUUUAGCAUAUUCAUUAAUGGAAAUUCAACAAGGUGAUUUUGUAUAUUUAACAACAGAUGGCAUUUCAGAUAAUUACGAUCCGGUAGUAAGUGGAGUGGCAAGAAGUGCAAAAACACCAUUAUUACAGCGAAAGUCAUUCACAGAAAUUGAGACGAUUGAAAAUAAUGCGCAACUGAUGAAUGCAUAUGAAAGACAUUUAUGUCAUUUGCAUCAUAUGACACAAGCUCUUGAACGAUAUAAAACUGUAGAAGAUAAAUUGAGUGCACAAGAAUUAUGCGCUAAAUUACUACAACACACUGUCAAUUUAACUCAUGAGCAACGAACAAUAAUUGAAAAUAGUAUAAGAGAACGUGAAAAUGAACCUGAAGGGGGAAAACGCGAUCGAUUCACGUUCGAAGAAGAAGUAAAACAAAAACUUGUUAUCGUGAUUAUUAUACUCAUUAAACGUCAAAUCGCUCGAAAUAAAUCAAGAUCAAAAAGAGAGCCACACUUCUGGCAUUGUAAAUUUUUUGAAAAGUAUACGCUACCCAGACUACCCGUAAAUACUGUAGGAAAAUCGAAUCCACAAUGGUUACUGGUAGCACAUCAUGAUCUACCUGAAAUGUAUUACAAGAAAAAUGAAUGUCCACAGUAUAUCGCACGAUUUUUUACUGUUGAUCUUUUUACAUUGUUUGAAUACACAUGUAAGGACGCAUUUCCUGAUAUGGAAACUACUACACUAAGUGAAACAUAUUUAUAUGAGAAUUAUCCAUCAUUAAUCGAACUUAUUCAUGCAUUUAAAAAACUAAAAAUUCGUGCUGAAAUUGAUCUGGUGCCUUUUACAAUAGAAGACGCCAAGCAUGCCAUUGACGUAUACAACCAGAUAUUAGAAAAACUAUCAACUCUCAGCAAUAAUCCUUAUAUACGACAACGACUAAUAGACAAAUCAGCACUAGGCACUAGCGCUGUUGGAGAUUUUAACCAUAAUUCUAGUCGAUUUAUACUACUUCCAAAAGAUUUACAUAAACCAUUUAGGGGAAGUGACGAUGAUUCCAUAACAAACAUGGAGAAAAAGCUAUCACGUCCAAAAAAUAGAUUCUCUCUACAUUUACCAACAUUUCGAAAACGUCCAGCUACGACGGACCGGCAACAAACUAUAGCUAGAUUUACAGGAGGUACACAAGCAGUACACGUCACCACAACACUAUCCACAGAUACCGAAGGAUCAGAGGGCGGGAGAAUGUCUAGCAAAUUGAAUCCAAUAACUGCAUUCGAAAAUCCAAUUAUUAAGCAAGGUCGUCCCCUGUUUAAGAGACAAGGAGCUACCGAUGUUGUACCAUUAGUUGAAUUUAAUGAUACAUUAAGUCGAAGUACUACAUUUAGCUCAGAUUUAGAACCACAUUAA